AAGUGCAGAGACGCUUCUGUUGAGCACCACCGACAGUUUAGGAAGGCGGGAGGGGAGGGAGCGGUUUGUUUAGACAAUAACCCGCGUUUGCGUAAGGAGCUCCAGCCGGCGAGUCGCAUCAGUUCGCCCGGAGGGUCAUCGUCAGCGGCGACACCCUCUGCUCCGUCGGCGUCAACCGUUUUCGAAAAUGACCGGAGAGAAGCUCCGCUGCCUGCGGAAGGACCAGAGGCCGAGCAAGGACGAGAAUCUGCUGGAGCCGGACGAGGAGGCUGCCACCGGGACUUUCGCGGUCCCCAAGGCGAACAGCAAGAGCAGGGCGAGUAAAAUAUUCAGCAACCACAAGUUAAUCAAGUCCCCGUCCGCGCAGUCGCAGAAUAAUGGCAACACCAACAACACUCUGAGCACGUCGGAUGUUAUCGACGACAACAACAAAAACCCCAUCCUCAAACCCGGGCUGGACUUUCCGGUGCACGAAUGUGUCUUUAAAGGAGAUGUCCGACGGCUGUCAUCGCUCAUCCGGACCCAGAAUAUCGCCCAGAAAGACGUUCACGGAAACACACCGUUACACCUCGCCGUCAUGAUGGGACACAAAGAGUGCGCCCAUUUGUUGCUGGCUCACAACGCGCCGGUGAAGGUGAAGAACGCUCAGGGAUGGAGCCCCCUCGCUGAGGCCAUUAGUUACGGAGACCGACAGAUGAUCACAGCAUUGCUGAGGAAGCUGAAGCAGCAGUCCAGGGAGAAUGUGGAGGACAAGAGGCCCAAACUGCUCAAAGCCCUCAAAGAGCUUGGUGACUUUUACCUGGAGCUUCACUGGGACUUCCAGAGUUGGGUGCCUCUGCUGUCCAGAAUCCUCCCAUCAGAUGCCUGUAAGAUUUAUAAGCAAGGCAUCAACAUCAGAUUGGAUACGACCCUGAUAGACUUCUCCGAUAUGAAAUGCCAGCGGGGAGACCUCAGCUUCAUCUUCAACGGAAACGCCAUUCCCUCCGAGUCGUUUGUUGUGCUGGACAACGAGCAGAAGGUCUACCAGCGGAUACACCACGAGGAGUCGGAGAUGGAGACCGAAGAGGAGGUGGACAUUUUGAUGAGCAGUGACGUUUACUCCGCCACGCUCUCCACCAAGUCCAUCACCUUCUCCAGGGCGCAGACUGGGUGGCUCUUCAGGGAGGACAAGACGGAGCGCGUGGGAAACUUCUUGGCAGAUUUCUACUCUGUGAACGGCCUGGUGCUGGAGUCCAGGAAGAGGCGAGAGCAUCUGAGCGAGGAGGACAUCUUGAGGAAUAAAGCUAUCAUGGAGAGCCUUAGCAAAGGAGGACACCUCAUCGAGCAGAACUUUGAGCCGACAAGAAGGCAGUCUUUAACUCCCCCCUUGUCCAGCUCUAUUUCCUGGGAGGAAUACAUCACUGCAGACAAUGGGAGAGCCCCUCAUUUAGGAAGGGAGCUGGUCUGCAAAGAGAGCAAGAAGAACUUCAAAGCCACGAUAGCCAUGAGUCAAGACUUCCCGCUGGGCAUCGAAUCGUUACUGAAUGUCCUGGAGGUGAUUGCACCCUUCAAGCACUUUAAUAAACUCAGGGAGUUUGUUCAGAUGAAGCUCCCCCCUGGCUUUCCCGUCAAACUCGACAUCCCCGUCUUUCCCACCAUCACGGCCACGGUCACGUUUCAGGAGUUUCGCUACGACGAGUUUGAUGGAUCCAUUUUUACCAUACCCACCGACUACAAAGAAGACCCAAGCCGCUUCCCUGACCUUUAACCUCCCGCCUUGGACUUUGACGUUAAUCCCUACAAAGCUUACCUUUUUAUGAAUGAAAAACUUACUGUACAGCAGCAGACACACGGGAUCAGCGUUACGGAGGGGUGGGCUCCAACUCCGUGUGAACGUACGCUGAGGCGUUCCCCAUUCUCGGUCCCACAUCCGAAUGUGACGCGAAGCAGCAGGAAGUGUAGGUAACUUUUGAGAUUUUUCAUCAAAGGGCAUUGAAGGGAAAAUAAAUGGCAGCAGAGCAGGUGAGCUUUAUUUAUAUGAGGUAAAAAAAUGGGAUUAAAAACUACCAGUUGUCUUGAUGCUUUGUAUUUAAGUAUGUAAGUGUUGUUUUAUAAAGGGACUGUGUCGAACUGACAUGUUGUGACGCACUGAUAAUACUGUGUGAAGGGAAGUCUGCUCCGAGGUGAUUUUAGGUUCCUUCCUUAUUUAAACACAGUGGACAAAAACAAUCUGAAAUGCAAAAAAAAUUAAAAAAUUCUUCAGUUUAUUAAAUUUGCAGUCAAUACCAAGAGUGCAAUCACAUACAACUGAAACGAGAUAUUUAGAUACGCUGAAAAAAAAGACAAAUCUAUUUAUUUUACUGACAUUUGGGCUUUUUUUUCUGGUUUAGGUCUAUUAGGAUCACCAAAUUAUUUAUGGAGUUCUUUUUUUUUUACUUCCUUCCAAACAUUUGCCACAUUUCCCUACUUUUUUGUGUGUUCGGUCAAGUUGAGGAGUUCAAAUGUUUUGGAGUCUCGUUAAGUGAUGGUGGGGUGGAGGGGGAGAUGGACUUCAGCAGCAACACAGGUGUCGCUUUUCAUAGUGGAGAAAGAUUUCAGCCAAAAAGGAAAGCUGUGGAUUUACCGCUCUGUCUGUGGUCCAACUAUCACUGACGGACGGAAAGAGUUAGGGAGUGUUGCUGGAGAGAGAGCUAUCCGGGUUUCCCUUCUGGACCUGUUGCCCCAGCGAUCAGAUCUUGGAUAAGUGGAAGAUAAAAGAUAGAUGAAUGGAUGACUUUGGUAUCUCUCACUCUGGAUCUUUACAAAGCCCUUUGCCUUUGCUCUGGGGUUCACGCGCACAUUUUGCACCAAAACACCUUCAUCUCUGGGACGCAGAGGUACGAUGUCUGGGCUUUGCCUUGGGAUUCCUCUGCAUAUGAUUGUUUAAACAGAUGGACGUGGUGCCUUUGUGCACCUGAAAAUUAUUUCCAUGAUGUCACCAAGGGUAGGACCGCGUAUGAGGUGUUGCCUUAAAAUACAUCUGCAGUUAACAGACGUUAUGUAUAAGCUAUUAAACCCUUACAUAGACGUCACCCGGCUUUCCCCCAAUUUCAUUAGCGUAUGUAAGCUUAUGAGUUUGAUGAAAGUUAUUCAUUAUUCUAGCAUUCAGCAAACAAAAAGAUUUAUCAUCAUCCAGGUUUAAAACAGGUGAAGUUUAGUCAUACAGUGGGAGGUAAAUGAUCCUUUGUCUUUUUCUUACAGCGUAUGUAAACAUCUGGUUCCAACCGAACAAUCAUUUUUUUUAUAUGUUUAAUGGUUCACUUCCACCAAUCACCGGUAAAAUAUUUACCGGAUAAAAAAGACACUUGUACGUUUGGUAAAACGUGCUUUUUUUUUUUCAAGGUCAAAAUAAAAAAAAAACAGAAGAGUUCCUCUUCUGCACAGAACAGAAAUGUGUAAUUGUUUGUGUUCAUCGGUGAUUUUCACAAACAUCUACAUUUGGUCACGAUUUAGAUUCUCUAGCACUACUCUUCUUCAGUUUAAAGGCACUUGUUCUGUGACACGAAACCUUGGAUUCAGCUUUAGAAAUAUCAAAGCUGCGCCGAGGGAAAGCGACGCUGCAGAUCUCUACGGUACAUCCCGUCUCGAUGGGCGGCAGUGAGUCUUAAGCCGUGCAAAUUAAACCUUUUGUUUUUUAUUUCACCGUUUUUUAACGACGUAACUUGUUCAAACAGGUUCUACAUGGACAACACAGGUUUUUAGGGUUUCUAAUCAUCACAGUAUGCAGAUUUAACACGUAGAACCUCCGUGCAGUAUAUUUCUUUAUUCUGGAGUAUUGUUUUGUCUUUUUUUUAAGUACUUUGAACUGACGAGAGGGCAAUUUUUCUUUCUUUUUUUUUUAACGUAGCAGCUGGGAAGUUAUCUCAAACUAUUAUUGGUUUGUAAACUGAGGUCCAUUUUUUUUUAUGUAGAUCUGUUUUAAUGAGCAGUAAUCUCUUGAGUUCUUCUGUAAUUUCCUCAAUAAUGUACCGUACACCUCUCUCAUAUGUAGAAACAAUUAUAUUCGAGGCUGUAUAAAAAAAAAAAAAGAAGCACAAGGAUUCUGUCCAAAAACUGGAGACAAAGGAAAUUGAGUAACUCUUCUCGUUUGUGGAACCUGGCGUCUGCAGGGUGUUCCUGUUGUGCAGGUGGAUGGGAGUCAUCCAGCAGCCGUUGCUUUCAUGUAAAUCCAGCGUUAGUCGAGCCAGAUCCAGUUUUCACCGAGCCACGACCCGCCGUGCUCGUUAAGUUCAGUUAGUGGAGGCGCGGCUCUUCGUCCAUCUCAGUGUUUUAUUUCCUGACUCCUGAUGCUCCCGUUUUAAAUGUUUUUUUUCUCUCUAGGGAUUUCUCCAUCAAACUACAUGUCAGUUGUACAGCAAAAAAAAACCUGUUGUAUAAGUCUGCAACACUAUUUUCAUAUAAAAUAUACUAAGAAAUAAUAAAAAAAAAAUCCUCAUAUCUAA
Fundulus heteroclitus (mummichog) is the source of this 4460-nucleotide messenger RNA. Its product is annotated as ankyrin repeat domain-containing protein 13C. Gene Ontology annotation, molecular function: protein binding. Bases 188 to 1747 code for a protein of 519 amino acids. Gene Ontology annotation, cellular component: cytoplasm. The record is from RefSeq and is a predicted model, not a curated record. The transcript is spliced from 15 exons. NCBI's taxonomy places the organism in Eukaryota, Metazoa, Chordata, Actinopteri, Cyprinodontiformes, Fundulidae.